Cherax quadricarinatus is the source of this 9280-nucleotide messenger RNA. Its product is annotated as constitutive coactivator of PPAR-gamma-like protein 1 homolog. Lineage: Eukaryota; Metazoa; Arthropoda; Malacostraca; Decapoda; Parastacidae. The record is from RefSeq and is a predicted model, not a curated record. Gene Ontology annotation, cellular component: nucleus.
CCAUCUGGAGCGAGGUGUGGCCUGACGUCAGCCAGCCUCACUAAUACACAAUCACCAAUUGUCAAUAAACUCGGGCCAUUUUGACCGAAAUUUUGAAUUUGUCAGGGUAGAAGGAUGUGUGAGGUUGCACCUUAGCAGUGCAGGUAGGUGAGUGGAGCUGUCAGUGCGGCCCAAGAGGGAAAGAAGUGGGUGGAAUCGACCCGCUUAGGUGGUGCUGUGGCCGCCUGCGCCAACACCAGCAGAAACAGCAGCAGCAGCAGGAGGAGGAACAGCUGUGCUGGAAGCUGAGUAAGCCAGACCCCGGGACCCACGCCCAGUACAGUAGGACCCCCAUAUCUGCAAGGGAUAUGUUCCAAGGACCUGGCAUGGAUACCUAUUAUAAAGUUUCAUUAAUAAAUUGUGCACAGUGUUGCUGCCAAGAACAUGAGGACUUAAUAAAAAAAAAUCAUGUGAGGGGGAAUAAAUCAGAACCAUAUCAGUUUAAAAUUAAAAUUUUUUUAAGGCAGUUCAUCCACAACAAAAUUUUUUAAACAUUUUAAAAUGGUUAUUCAAGACCUACAAAGAUUUUUAGAGUCGCAAGUACCAGGUGCGUGUGUCCCCGUGGAUCUCCUGAAAAUUGCAAAGAGUGUUGGGAUACGACGUGGUAAUCAGCGCAAUGCUCCAAGAGGUGGAUAUGGUCACACACCACUCACUCUUGUGGUGGAUGGGGAAUAUUGUCUUGACAGGCUGUAUGGAGGGUUCUUCUCAGACUGGGUAUGUGGUGGACAGUGGAAUCGCAUGGUGCAGUUUUUGGCAGUGCUUAUGCAAACAGUUCAAAAUAACAACAUAGAGCUUGCUGUAUUCUUUAAUGGUGCUCUGGAACAGCAGCGUUUAAAUGAAUGGUCUCGACAAGAGUGCUCCCUUAGAAAAAAUAUUAACUCGGUGCUAAAACAUGUAACAGUGAAAGGCACACCACCGCCUAAAGUAUGGUGGGUUGCACCUGUUGGUCUUCGUACGUGUCUCCGCAUGGCUUUGCGGCACCUCAACAUCCAAGUGUUAUGCACAAUGGAUGAUCACCAUCAGGAGGUUAUUGCGUUUUGCCGGGAAAACAACUAUCAUGGCCUCAUGGCAGAAGAUGCAGAAUACAUUAUUUUUGAUCCCCCUCGUUACUUCUCAUCACACCAGCUCAAACUUACGUACAAGGGUUCCUUAGAGACCAAAGAAUUUAUUUUAGAUGAAGUGGCCAAGGGACUCGGUCUUCAGCGCAACUAUUUCUGCUUGCUGGCAGCUCUCUUGGGAAAUUAUCUUCUUACAGAGACAGAUCUAAGGGAUUUUUAUGUGUCUUUAAUCCCAGGCUAUGACAAACAGCAGACGCCUCAAGAGGACGUUAUACGAGCAGUUGUCAAGUUUAUUGUGAAUCGAUGUGAUGUAAAUAACUUGUUAACAAUUGGAGCCCAAGUUUUUGGAUCAGUCAGUGAUCCUCGCGUUGCAAAGUUCAAAGAAUCUGUGCAGUACUUUCUCAAUGGUACGAAAGAUGGCUUCCUUCGCUACAAACCAUUUCCCUCAGGGAGAAGAGAUGGGGGUCAGAGACAUCCACCUCACCCACAUUCAAUCCAUAGACAAGAAAUAUAUGAGCCAAAGCAUUCUGAAGGCCCAUGUAAACUUGACAUCUCACCAAAGGGUGGAGGGUUGCUGGGCCUUCCUGUCCCAGGCUUGGCUGUUGUCCCUGAGAAGGAGAAUGGGGACAAUGGUAAUGGAAGUAGCAGCAGAGGGUACAACUUGGUGGCACCUCCUCAAAUAGUGAUUGAGGUGACUGGACCUGGGAGCCCUCAGAGCAGCAGUCGAGGGGGCAGUGGUAGUGGCUCGCUCUCUCCUGAUGCUGCUCAACUGGAACAAGCACUUGAGUCACGUCUUGGUGGUUUCACCAUAAUAGUAACUGGGGAACAUGAUGAACCACAGCAGCUCCAUGAGUGUGGAGAAAAUGGGGAGAGGGACAUGGAAGAAAAUGGAAGAAAAGGGGGGGAAAGUGUGACGAUAAUUGCUGAAGGAAUUAAGGAAGAGGAAGAGGAGGAAGAACGUAAAGGGGACCUGACUGUGCAGCAAGCUGACCUAGAUGAUCACGACCACGACUCAGGUAUAUUAUGUGGUGGGUGUCUUGGCUCAACUGCUUCAGGUUCUCCUGGUGCAUCACUUUUGUUAUCGUCGUCUUCGUCGUCCAGUAACAGUUCUGCCGCUUCACCCUACCGCCUCACUCCUGAUGUAUCAUGGGCGGCGCAGGUUUACCGCUCCAACCACACUUCUCAGUCCAGUAGUCCAGUUGAAGGAAGUCAAGACCCAGGCCCUCAGAUUGACCCCAACCCUCUCCCUCUACCUCCAGUGCCCCAUGAGGUCAUGCGGACAGCUUCUGAGCGCCACCAAAAGGGUUUAAUGUGCCCAUGGAUAUAUCAAGUUUUAACACAGGGUGAAGUGAAAUUUGGUGUAUGCAUGGAGGAUGAAAGUAGCAGAGAACUGCCACAUGCUGUCCUUUUCUACCGUUCAGUUCGCCAGUACGUUUAUGCCAUCCUCUACAACCUCCAUCACCAUACCUUCAUGGCUCGUAAGGCAAAGGAGGAGGGCCAGAAAGGUUUGGCAACCGAGGUACCUGAAGUUAAGAUCCGUGAAUGGGUGUACACCAAAAAUAAUCCCUACCGCACUGCGGAUGUAGUAGAUGCUACUCCCAUCAAUUGGGCAGUGCCUACCGUCCAGAGGUUGUGGUUCGGGUCUGUUGUAGAUGACAAAAAGCGUCGGCUACGUGCAUUCUUGAGCUGCAUGAGAUCAGACUCCCCACUCAUGUUGCACACGUCCCAUGUUCCACAGCAUCUGCUUAUAAUGGCAACAGUCCUUAGAUAUAUUAUGAGCACUUCUAAUGGUCCAAUACUGAGAAAGCAAGAAUUGGAUGCCUUUCUAGUGACGGCUUUCUCCCCAGAUCUCACAAAUGCACAUUAUUUGCAAGACUUGCAGCUUCCUCUGGUGACAGCACGUGGCUGUCAGCUUGCAGCUCUCUUCAUGAUGGGAGUGGAAACUGCUUUGUUUGCCAAUGAUGCUUGUGGUGCUCCAGUUCCCUGGCUCAUGUGUUGUCCAUGGUUGUUUUUUGAUGGCAAGCUCUUCCAUGCAAAGUUGAUCCGAGCAAAUUGUGCAAGAUCUUUGGUUGAGGUGUGUGAUGGAGAAAUAGACCUGGUGGCCAAAGUUGAAAGAUGCAGACAGGCAGUUCUGGAGGGUCUAAGGGUAGAAUUUGCUCACCCACCAAUCCCACCAAUGCCUGGGGUUGGGACUCAUAAAGUAGGCCCCCCUCCUCCAUAUCCUGGUUUUUCACACUACGCUGGCAGGGGUAGAGGACGAGGGGCACCAAAUAGGACCAACACACACUCGGAUGGUGGUGGAGGAGUAGGAAGAAUGUUUUCUCGUGGUGGUCAGCUUCAAGUGGCUGGUGUUGUCGUUGGCUCCUGGGGACCAAAUUAUGGAUCUAAUGGUAAUGAAAGCAGACCCCGAGGAUUCAGACAUCCACAGUAUGGUGGUAAUAGCAGGGAUGGUGGAGGAACUAUGCAAGCCAGAGGUGAACCAAACAGAGUGUCGCGGUGUACACGUGGCCGUCCCACAGUAUUGGCCAAGAGACGGACAAUAAAAAAGCGUGAGGUGCGGACAAGUAGGGGACGCGGAGUUACAGUGGAGACCCCUGGCAACAGCCGUACUGUGGGCAUGAGGGACAUGCUGGUAAUGCCAGGUGGUGGAUAUGACAAUCAUUUGCCAGUGGGACAGGACGGGGAAAGCCUAACUCCAUACCCUCCCCAUACCCCUCAGAGUCACUCUUCCAGCGGCCUCAAGAGUCCAGACUCUGGUGUUAAUGUAUCCAUCCUUGAGUAAGGCACAGUUUGAUGUAAACAAAUAGAGGAGGUUAUUUAGAAUGGGUUUAUGGCCUGAGCAGCUAGUACCCUUACUUUACAUCUAGCUUAGGAUUGAUUCAAAUACUGAUACCUGAUAGGAUUAGUACAUCACUAGCUACAUGAAGUCUGAUAAACAGGCACAAUUCCUAAAAUAAUGUAGCAAACAGUACAACACAAUAAGGGCCUUCUUCCCAAGUUUUACACCCCUUCAUCCUAAAUGGCCACCUCUCUUUGUCAGCAACCAUCUCUGUGCCACUGCCACUGCCAUUGCCACAUUGCUGCUACAAAUACCAUCUUGGCUGCCCCCAUAUCUGCUAAUGUUAUACCAUGACUGCCAUAUCUGAAAGUCACCACAGUAACUAGUGACUUGGGCUUAUGAUACUGUCAGGGAGGUGGAACAAAAAAAUAAGGUCAUCAAUAAAGGUAAAGUGACUAUUGAUGCAUUAAGAAUGUGAGUGUGUAUUUCAAGUAUGAAUUUGUUUGUUAAAUAAGAGCCCACACGUGAAAUACAGUACAGUAAUUAUAUUUUGCAGUUGUGAAUGAAAAAUCAAACAUUUAUGUCAAUUACUGGGAAGUAGAUACAGUAAUAAAAAAAAUUUUCAAAAUAUUUUUUUGGAGUAACUGAUUUGGUAAAUUGCAUCAUCAAAAUGAUUAAAGAUUCAUUGCAUAUCUUAGUAAUAUACUGUCUUCUACUUCAUUUAUAAUCUGUAUUUUACUGAACAGUGUAUUUUUUGUAAUAUUUCAUUCAAGAUAAAUUUCUGUUUAGCCCUUUAUUGUGCACACCAACAUUUUUGAACCCCUCUUAUAGACAGGAGCAUAGCUUUAAAAUACCAGUAUGAGACUAAGAAUUACACCUCUCAGAUCUGUCUGUGAUGUUAGAGAAGCUCUAUUGUGAUGUAAUUAGUGGUUAUGAGCCUUUUGUAGCACAUCAUUUAGGCUACAAGUAUUUGUCAUUAAGAUAAUUGGCCUUUGCGAUGGUGUACUAAGAGUUCAUAAUCUCUGAUCUCAUCUCCAAUGUACUCCCAGAAAGUACAAGGUGGGCAGCUGGAGAAACUGACAACCCAUGCCAUGAAAGUUGCCAGCUACCCUCUCUGCUGCUGUUAGACACGAAGUAUAUAUGAAGAAGAAUUUUUAUUUUUAUAUGACUGUUAUAUUGUUAAAAUGGUAAUGGAGACACUUUAAGAAAGAGAUUUGUUUGUAUUUGGCAAGUUUGUGGUUGAAGUUUGGAAAUAGUGACACUACCACUACCACAGACAGCUUUGUAGGAAUGAUAGUGAAUCCUGAACAAAGAUUCAUUUCAGUUCAAUGGUUAAAUCCCCCAACAUACAUACAAUUCAGGGUUUUAUUGGGUUACUUAGCCCAAAAUAGGAAUGAUACAGUAUUGGAGACUGAAACCAAACUUAUGUAAAUUUUAGUUUCCUUAGUAGAACAUGGCUGCAACUUAAAUGAGGAAAAUUAUUAAUUCCCAUGCAUUGACCUAAGCCAAGUUGAUUUUGUCAUGUUUCUCAACAAACGUGCAUUUUUUAAGAACACACAGGUAUCUUGUAAAAACUCACCAGUGUUUAGGAUGGAGGAAAUCCUAAUUGGUAUGAUCUUUAUUGUUGUACAUGGUACUUUGAACAUGUUAUUGUUCCAUUGUAGGUGUUGAAGGAUGGUUGUCUUUGUAACUUAAUAAUCGCCAGGAUUUCCAUAAUCUGGUUAAGUAGCAUUGCAUGAUUGUCGAGGAUGUCAGUUUUUUUUUUUUCCAAACCUCUUGAACAAACAUUAAUUAAAACAUAUUAAAAGUUGAUGUUCUUGACAUUCAACAUUCUGGUUUGCUUGGUCUUGGAUAUUUCAAACUGUGAGUGACCUAUUCUUGAAAAACUAAAUGUUACUCCAACCUUAGGAAAGCACUGUAUAGAUAUCUAAUUCUUCAGUAAUCUGGAUUGUGCUUAACCAGGUUUUGGAAGAAUAUGAUGACCUGGUUUUGAAUAAUAGAGGUAUUGUAUUAAUGUUCUCUUUCCUGAAUUUGCAUUAAAGCUAAACCUCUUUGAUAAUGCAACUUUCUGACAUUUAAUUGGGUACUGAUGCUUGUGCCCUCAUGAUGAUGAAAAAAUAUCACUUUUAUUUCCUCUUCAACUAUGAAUUCAGUGUGCCAUGGUUUUUGUAUAAAAAAGACAUAGUUGACUUUUGCAGAAUUCAUUAAUUACUUUUUUGAACAAUAUAUAAUAUGGCCUAAACUAAAUAGUGCUCUAAUACAGUGGUAUAUAGGCGAAUGACUUGCGGGUGAAUAUGUUACCGAUUGGUCUAUUUCGGUGAGGAUAUUUGCGAAUAAUAUCACUUUAAACUUACAUUGUGGAUGUUAAUUGGAUUUAAAGUUCAGAAACAGGCAUUUUGUUCCAAGUACAAUUGCCAUAUAGUACUUGAAGUGUUAAUUUAUUGCUUCAUAAAUGCUUUAAUUUAUUUUGAACAGAGAAUUAGAAUAUUAAUGAUAAAAAUAAUUAGAUCUUGUAGUUUCUCUGGCUACUGUGUUAUCAGUUAUGAUGCCCAUAAAACUUUUCUGAUUGCUAAUGUAAUAUUCAAGGAUGGAAUUUAUUUAAUGGAAAAUAUAUUCACUAAUUUACUUAGGAGGACUUAUCAUACCCAUAGUGUAAUGGGAACAAAACAUUUUUGUUACAUUAUCUUGCAACAUGUCUGUGUUUCAGUGAGGGGCCCAUGUUUGUGUAUUAACUUAGUGUCAUAUCCAGCUAAUGGAACUCUCAGUCCUAUCAUGCACAUUACUAUUUGCUACUUAUUUAUAAUAUAACCCCACAAGCCAUUGAUUGGAGUGAGGUCAUGUUAACCAAGUUAACAUUUUUAGUAAAAUGUCAAAGAGUUUAGGUCAGAAUCCUUGUUGGUGGAAGGUUGUGUUCACAACAGCUGCAUUGUGGCAGUGUUUUGCAUCUUGGCUUGGUUAGUUCUUGUGUUGGGCUGCAAUGCUUAUCAAUGCAGCAAAACUUAGAUUAUAAUGUUUGGUAUAAUUAUUAUAUUCCCUUAAAUGAGAACUUUUGAUAUGUAAAGGUUAUAUUACAAGGUAAUAAAGAAAGUAAGGUGAGCACUGCCUUCCCCAACAAUAGGAUUGCUCUUUCAGUCCUGGACCAGCAUUGCCAGACUGCUAAAGUGUAUAUUGUAUACUGUACUUGCAACUGAAAAUUAAAUAGCUACUUGCAUCAUAGCAUUAGGAAAUAAAUAAAUAAUAAUAAUAAUAGUAGGUCUAGCAGAGGUAAGAUUUUUGCCUCAUGUUUCAACUAGAUUAUAUGUAUGUUUAUCUACUCAGUGUUGAAAUGCUCAACAACUCUGAGUCUUGAUAAGGAAAAAAAUAAAUUAUUACUGUGUAUACUAAGGCAGAGUAAAUUUACAGUCAUAAUCCAUAUUUGGAAAUGUUCAACUUGAAACUGAAAAGUUGGCAAGUUGUAAAUUGUUGUAUCCCUUUUUUUUUUGUUUACUUGUAGCCCAAAGCCUCCAUUUUAAAAUAUUUUGUUGGGUAUUUUAGUAUUUUGAAUGCUCUUCACCUGAGUGCUGAUCAGCAUGUAUUUCUGUGGGUAUAAUAAUUGCUAGAGGUUUUUUGCAGAUGGUCAAUAUUCAUGAGCCAGAGUGUAUUCAUGAGCCCUCCAAGACACUUAGGAAUUUUGACCAUAAAACAUAAAUGCUUUUAAAUACAUUAGACUCCUGAUUUAUAAGUACAUAUUCUGAUAAAUAAUAAGCUGUCUUCCUUGGACAGCACCAAGUAACUAAUUUUUCUUGCAGUUAUUGAAUGGGCCCCUCCUUGAUGUUAUGCUUAAAACAUAAACAUUAAUUGAUAAAGUUUUGUGAGAGAAGAACAGAUGCUUAAGAAAAACUUGUUUGCAAGUCCUAUGAUUUAUAUGUAAUGUAAAUUACUUUUAGGUUAUUAAUACAUAAUGUAGGAUUCCUGUUUGAUUGUACUUUCUGCAAGACUAGGAAUAUUUUCAGAGUAAAUUGUUGAAGUUUUGUAGAUUUAAGAAAUAGAUUUAACCACUGGGUAAUUUUUACUUGUCAUAUCAAAUUUAAAAAUUCCAAGCUGUAAAAUUUAUUCAGAUAUCAGUCAUAGUCACGCUAGUGAAAGAAACGGCAGUAAAUCUUGAGAAUUAAAAAAUGUAUGUAAUCUUUUAUUGCUAGGAAAUCUUUAAGUUUGAUAGUGUUCAGUUAAGGCAGAAAUCAGAAAUAUGUAAUUUCCUGUUCUACUUCCACAAAUACUUAUCUUGAAAGUGAUUGUUGUAUCAAUACUGAAAUGUUAAUUAACCCAAGCAAGUUUGAAUACAUAUAAUUUGAGCAGCAAAAUUUAAGCAAGUUACAAUACUAACCUCCAAAAGACAACAAACUUGUUGGGAGAUGUUACGUUGUGUGAAUUCAUGUCAUGUAGCUUACAUCCCAAACUCUGAAUUAUUUUUGUGAGUAUUUGUACCUACUCAUGAAAUUUAAAAUACUUAUUAAUGUAAUUCAUAUACUGUUUAUAUACAUAACUAAUUUAUGUCUGAAUUAUAAAAGACCAAUCCAGUUACUGAAAUGGUUAUCUGGAUUUGAAAUUAUAAAUAUCCUAAUUGGUGUAAAUUAUACUUUCACGUGUUGCCAUGUUUAAUAUAAUAAUUCAAAACUUAAAUACUUUAGUGUUCACAGGGAAAAGUCCUAAUACUUGUGUGCAUGUGCCCACAAAGAGAAUUUAGGGAUUGGCCUAUAUCAAUACCCAAAUUAGAUAUUUUGUGUGAUGAUUAGCCUGCAGCAUCAUUUUUCAAAACCUAGUCCUGGAAUGGUUGGAACAGUUUACUUAUGAAUCUAUAUGACUGGCUGUAAAGAUUUCGAACAUGUGAUGUCGUAUGGCUUUCUUCCUGCAAAAUAGCAUAAAAAAUGGAGCACAGUGGUAUAUUUAGGCUUGGAAGAUAAGUCUUGUUAGUUGAAGUCAGGACUGAUAAGAGUCAAUAAAGUAACUUGAGUCAUUGUUAGGUGAUUGGGAUAAAGGGAACACUAAUCCAGAAAUCAGUUGAGAUGACUGGGAAUAUUAAUAUCAGUUGUCCAUAGGCAUAUUUUAUGGAAUACCUGGAUUGUUUUUUGCAUUUUUAUUUUGCUGUAAUUUUUCAAAAGAUAAUGUAAUUUAGGAAAAAAAAUUAUUUUCCCUUUUUUAAGUGCAGAAACAAUAUUAUUCAAUAAAAAAUGUUGAUUAUUUUGAGCUAUAAAAUGCAAAUUAUGUUGAUAUUUAGGACAAUUUAAGCUUUUUAUGCCAGUUCUUCUUGCUGGCUUGAUAAACAGUGAAUUGAAGUGGGGAAAGUUUGGGGAAUGUAAACCAUCUUGUGAUCAUUUGGUACUGUUGAAUUGUAUGCACUGGUAUUGAAAGUAAAGGUUGGUUGGAA